CGGUGGACAGUGAACGACAGCGAUGAUGGGUGAUUCGUUAUUGAAACAAUAAAUAAGUAAGAAGAAAAUAAAAAUCAGAGACGUUUUGCUCGCGAGAAAUUGCGACACGGCAGUGAGACAAAUUUAGCCGAAAAAAUAUAGUAAAAACCGAACCGAAGGAGAUUCUCGGUGGGGAGAGAGCAAACUGUUGCUGCUGAUUCUAGUGGCGCUGCCACUGGGCCAGAGCCACUGGGUGGCUGUGGUGGCGCUGGUGGCGGUGGCAGUUUUGGUUUGGCGGGUGGCGGUGCCAAAUGAUGAUCAUGACCGCGUAGAGACGCAAAUAAAUAUAAUUGAAACACCAUCAAACUAUAAGCAAAUAAAACCUGACGACGCCACCACGGUGCGGGCAUUGUGUAACUGUAACGGUAUCAACGCUAUCGCCAACAUGAACAAAACGAUUCUCCACUGGAGCUACCUGAACUUCAAGGAUGUGCCGAUGGAUCUCUUUCUCUACGAGGAUCUCGAGGAGGUCUACCUCAAAGAGAACUUCAUAUCGGUUAUACCCAAAUGGUUGCUAAACAUCACUACCCUAAAGUUUAUCCAUCUGGCGGGCAAUAAUCUCAGUGAGCUGCCUACCGAUAUCUAUAUGCUGGAGAACCUGGAGUUCCUGGACGUUUCUAACAAUGAGCUGAAGGAACUGCCUCCCACCUUAGGUCUCCUGUUGAGUCUCCAGCAACUAAAUGUCUCGGGCAAUCAGCUAACCGAACUUCCAGUGGAGCUGAGCAGCUUGCGCAAUCUGGAGCACCUGAAUAUCGCCAAGAACCAAUUUCGCCGCCUGCCGAUACAGCUGAGCGAAUGCGUCCGCCUGAACGAGCUCAAUGUGAGCGACAACGAGGCGCUGCUCCACAUCCCCGAGCGCAUCUCCAACCUGCCCAUGCUACAGUCCCUUGCCGCUGAUCGCUGUGCUCUCGUCUAUCUACCGGCUGCACUCUCCAAGUUUAUGAACCAUGUGCGCAUCUUCCACAACACGGCUAUCAACUACAUACCCAUGGUCUACGAAAGGUUCUACCAAAACUUCUACGACAACCGCCAGAGAAGCACGCCCAUCGCCAUUCAUCGGAAGGGUCUUUUUUGGAUUCGCGAGUUAGAGAGCAACACCAGGCUGAUGCUUCCCGUAGGCACUCGUACAGUAUUUCCGGUUCCUUCUCGAGAAAAUCGGGUCACACUCUACGACGACUGCCUGCAUGCCGUUCAAACCCUGAAUCGCUCUGUCCCCGUCUAUGAGAACACCGCCCUGCAUCGCCUGCUGCCGGAACCUUACAUCAGUUCCCACAUCAACAACGGCCCCAUCGCCCGCUGCACGAACUCCACCUGCUCCAGAUGUCUAUACACCUCGUACUACUUCAUGGUCGUGAAAAGGCGUGGCAGCACAUCCAAGCAGCUCUUCACCUGCAACUUCUGCACCAACCGCUGUGCUCUCCUUUGGCUAACCAGCAAUGACAAAAAGUACUACCAAUUGACUUGGCGAGUGUCGGAUGAAGACGAUGAUGAUGAUGAUGGAGAACACGGAUCCAGUGCCAAAUAAUCAUUGGAAUUUGGAUGACCUCGUUGUAUAUAGUCAUACAUGUAUAAUUAUUUAAUUAUUAUCUUUAAUUACCAUUAA
Drosophila eugracilis is the source of this 1642-nucleotide messenger RNA. RefSeq names its product leucine-rich repeat protein SHOC-2. The record is from RefSeq and is a predicted model, not a curated record. Lineage: Eukaryota; Metazoa; Arthropoda; Insecta; Diptera; Drosophilidae. Gene Ontology annotation, molecular function: protein binding. The transcript has 5 exons. The coding region runs from base 425 to 1564 and encodes 379 amino acids.